CAGCACAUUUCCUUCAGCUCAAGAAGGCCUUGUCUUGUCUGCUUGCCCCUUGAGUUCUCUAGCACCUUACCUGCUACUGAUCUGCAGCUGAUCGAUCGCCAAAGCUUGCAAUCAAGCCUGCUAUAUUACCCUAGCUAGUGACUAUACCACCAUCAUCGCCAUGGGCUGCUACGGUGAUUUCUUCGAGAAGGCCAAGCCUUACAUCGCCAUGACCUCCCUGCAGUUUGGCUACGCCGGCAUGAACGUUAUCACCAAGGUGUCCCUCAACCACGGCAUGAGCCACUACGUGCUCGUCGUCUACCGCCACGCCUUCGCCACCAUCUCUAUUGCACCAUUUGCUCUCAUCCUUGAGAGGAAGGUGAGGCCCAAGAUGACGUGGUCGGUCUUCCUCCAGAUCUUCGUACUCGCACUGCUCGGGCCUGUGAUAGACCAGAACUUCUACUACGCCGGUCUCAAGUUCACCGGGCCGACUUUCGCGUGCGCCAUGAGCAACAUCCUUCCAGCCAUGACCUUCGUGAUGGCCGUGAUUUUUAGGAUGGAGAAGGUGGACCUGAAGAAGGUGAGGUGCCAGGCGAAGGUGGCCGGGACGCUGGUGACCGUGGCCGGCGCGAUGAUGAUGACGCUGUACAAGGGCCCGCUGAUGAAGAUGGCGUGGACCAGCGGCCACGGCCACGCGCAAGGCCACGGCGCCGAGGCGCCCGCUGCCGUCGCCGCCGCCAUCGACCCCAGCGGCCGGGAGUGGUUCCUGGGCUCGCUCUUCGUCAUCAUCGCCACCCUCGCCUGGGCCUCCCUCUUCAUCCUCCAGGCGCACACCCUGAAGCAGUACGCGGCGCCGCUCUCCCUCACCACCCUCAUCUGCUUCGUCGGCACCCUGCAGGCCAUCGUCGUCACCUUCGCCAUGGAGCACCGCCCCUCCGUCUGGACCAUCGGCUUCGACAUGAACCUCCUCGCCGCCGCGUACGCCGGCAUUGUGACGUCGAGCAUAGCGUACUACGUGCAAGGCCUGGUGAUCCAGAAGACGGGGCCGGUGUUCGCGUCGGCGUUCAGCCCGCUGAUGAUGAUCAUCGUGGCAGUCAUGGGCUCCUUCAUCCUCGCCGAGAAGAUAUUCCUCGGCGGCGUCCUCGGCGCCGUCCUGAUCGUCAUCGGGCUCUACUCGGUGCUCUGGGGCAAGCACAAGGAGACACAGGAGAAGGAAGAGGAAGAGGCCAUGGAGCUGCCCGUGGCGUCCAAAGCCAACGGAUCGGGAAUAAUCUACGACGACGCCGUCUUCAUCAAGGAGAUCGCCGCCGUCCCCGCCGCUGGUGUUGGAGAUGAGUGCAGGAAGGCCAAUGGGGUGGUGUACAAGUCAUCCUCCUCCCAUGGACACGGAGCUGCUGGUGCAGUUUGAUGCAGCAUGCAUGGCUAGCUAGUGCUAAGCUGAGCGCAUAGCUACUACUACCUGGAUGGAACAUGGAAGAGGCGGUGUCCAUAUGCUGACUGUCUUUGUCAUGUGUGUCCCAUUGAAACCGUUUUGUGUCUACUGACGUUGCAUCCAUUAGGUAUAGGGUCGGAUGAUUGAGAGAGAGAGAGGCUGCAGCUGCGUUGCAGGAGUGGAAGGACUGGAAUAAUUUUGUUCUGUGCCCCUUUUUUUUUUUUUGCUACCUUUUUGUAAUACGAUGUAUCUACUAGUAUUAUAUUUAACUCGUAUUUUAUAAAUA
Molecule: messenger RNA, 1697 nt
Organism: Sorghum bicolor (sorghum)
Lineage: Eukaryota; Viridiplantae; Streptophyta; Magnoliopsida; Poales; Poaceae
Product: WAT1-related protein At5g07050
Exons: 5
Coding region: 161-1387 (408 amino acids)
Cellular component (GO): plasma membrane
Molecular function (GO): transmembrane transporter activity
Source: RefSeq, a predicted model, not a curated record